UCUAUUUAUAUCGAAGGUCCCAUAUUGCAAACAUAACAUGUAUUAGAAUUGAAAAGAACUGAUAGGAAAAUGGCGAGAAUGAGAAACAGUAACGGAGAUGAUAGCUUUUGCUUCUACAAGAUUUUGUUUGAUCCUGAAAUUGAAGAAUUGAGAAUUCCAUCAGAUUUUGUGAAACAUAUAACAGAACAAGCUACAGAAAUAGCAUUUUUGGUGGGGCCUUGCGGCAAGUAUUGGAACAUAGAACUAAAAUCUAAUGAAGGUGGGAUGUUCAUUCAUGGUGGCUGGAAGAAUUUUAGGAUGGAGCAGCAUUUUGAAGGGGGUGAGCUCCUGCUUUUCAAUUAUGAUGGAAAAAUGACAUUUCAUGUACGCGUUUUUGACAAGAAUGGACUGGAGAGAUAAUUAAUAUAAUUCAAAUUGUAGUGAAGAGAGAGUUGUUGUAUGGAUAUUAAAGGUCAAAGGAGUUAAGUGGUAUUUAUCCGUUAAAUAAUAUUAAUUAUCAUAGUGAAAUGCUGAAGUGAGGUGAGAAUUUACAUUGAAGACUGCUUCUUAUCUAAAUUAUGUAAGAGUUCUAUUAUCCUUCUAAAUUAUGCAAGAGUUCUAUUAUCCUUCUAAAUAUAAUAAGGCUAUGGAAAGAAGGUCAAGAGAAAAUUCUACAAUGACUGGAACAAACAUUGUAGAAGACGAUCACAACUCCAAAAAAUGCAAGAAAGCUGGACAUGAAAGCAAUCAACCCAAGAAGAAAUUCAAGAAAAAAUGCUUUAACUGUGUCAAGAUUGUUCAUAAGUCCAUGAAUUGUCGUACCCUAAAGAAAGGGAAGAAAAAGGACCAAGUAAAUAUUGUUGAGUCCAAGAAAGAAACAGACGAUCUGUGUGCUAUGCUGUUCGAAUGCAACUUGGUGGGAAAUCCUUGUGAAUGGUGGAUGAAUUCCGGUACCACCCGCCAUGUUUGUGCUAAUAAGGAGUUAUUUGCUAAUUUUUCUCCUGCUCAAGGGGAAGAAAAUAUAUAUAUGUCCAACUCUGCUACAGCAAAAGUAGAAGGAACAAGAAAAGUAUGCUUGAAAAUGACUUCAAGCAAAGUGUUGACACUCAACAAUAUCUUGUAAGUACCGGAGUUACAA
Capsicum annuum is the source of this 1117-nucleotide messenger RNA. Its product is annotated as putative B3 domain-containing protein Os04g0347400. The record is from RefSeq and is a predicted model, not a curated record. Gene Ontology annotation, molecular function: DNA binding. NCBI's taxonomy places the organism in Eukaryota, Viridiplantae, Streptophyta, Magnoliopsida, Solanales, Solanaceae. Bases 70 to 399 code for a protein of 109 amino acids. The transcript is spliced from 2 exons.